Populus euphratica (Euphrates poplar) is the source of this 1507-nucleotide messenger RNA. RefSeq names its product CMP-sialic acid transporter 4. The coding region runs from base 182 to 1234 and encodes 350 amino acids. The record is from RefSeq and is a predicted model, not a curated record. Gene Ontology annotation, biological process: pyrimidine nucleotide-sugar transmembrane transport. NCBI's taxonomy places the organism in Eukaryota, Viridiplantae, Streptophyta, Magnoliopsida, Malpighiales, Salicaceae. Gene Ontology annotation, cellular component: Golgi membrane. Gene Ontology annotation, molecular function: pyrimidine nucleotide-sugar transmembrane transporter activity. The transcript is spliced from 15 exons.
UAAUAAUAAUAAUAAAAAAAUAUUUCUCAAACAAGUGAGAAGUGAAGCAGGUGUUGAGGAUCUGUUAAAUUUUCUCUACUGUUCAGAGAUCUGUUUCGUACGAACAACCCUCACCUCUUCUCUCCAUCAAUGCAACACUAAUCCAACCAAAGCAACAAACACACAUCAUUUUGCAAGCGAUAUGGAAUACAGGAAAAUCAAAGACGAGGAAGAUCAAAUUGGGGAUGGUGUUGUUGGAGACGCAGUAACUUCAAGAGGAGUUUCUCCAUCCAAGGUUACUAGUUUUCCGACUGGCUCAGUUGACCGGUUGCGCUGGAAGCGCAAGAUGGUUGUUACGCUUGCAUUAACGAUUCUUACAAGUUCACAAGCAAUACUUAUUGUUUGGUCUAAGCGAGCUGGCAAGUAUGAGUAUAGUGUUACUACAGCGAAUUUCAUGGUAGAAACUUUGAAAUGUGCAUUAUCACUCGCUGCGUUGGCAAGAACAUGGAAGAAGGAAGGCGUUACAGAAGAUAACAGGUUGAGUACAACAUUCGAUGAAGUUAAAGUUUACCCCAUUCCCGCAGCACUUUACCUUGUCAAGAAUUUGCUUCAGUAUUACAUUUUUGCUUAUGUCAAUGCCCCGGGCUAUCAGAUAUUGAAGAAUCUCAAUAUUAUUAGCACUGGUGUCUUAUAUCGAAUAAUACUUAAGAGAAAGUUAAGUGAGGUUCAGUGGGCUGGUUUCAUACUUUUAUGUGCUGGCUGUACCACAGCGCAACUAAACCCUACUUCAGACCAUGUUCUUGAAACACCUUUACAAGGUUGGAUGAUGGCCAUUGUAAUGGCACUUUUAAGUGGUUUUGCGGGAGUGUACACUGAGGCUAUAAUUAAAAAACGUCCUUCGAGGAACAUAAAUGUGCAGAACUUCUGGCUGUAUGUCUUUGGGAUGAUCUUUAAUGCUGUGGCUAUAGUAACUCAAGAUUUUGAUGCAGUUGUGAACAAGGGGUUCUUCUAUGGAUACUCAUUGAUCACAACUCUCAUGAUACUCAAUCACGCACUCAGUGGUAUUGCUGUAUCCAUGGUAAUGAAGUAUGCAGACAACAUUGUAAAGGUGUAUUCUACCUCAGUGGCAAUGCUUCUUACUGCAGUUGUCUCUGUGUUUCUGUUUGACUUUCACCUGUCCCUUGCAUUUUUCCUUGGCUCAACAGUUGUUUCUGUUUCAGUAUAUUUACAUUCUGUUGGGAAGAUGCAAAGAUAGGUACAUCGUCCUCUUACCAUUCCUCACAAUCAUAAUGUAAAGGCUUCUCUCAAGGCUUUCUACGUAUACUUAUUUUUUUAUUCGAAAGAUAAUCAUGAAAUCACCAAUAUAGAACAUUAGAUUAGAAGAAAAUUAGUGUGCUCUCAGAUCAAUAUCAUGGGAUUGUAAUUGUAGCUCUAUUCCACUCGAUUUUAUUUAUCUUUUUUGAUAGAACUUGCAUUGAUUUUAUUUAUGGCUUCUUGAUGAAUGGUCACUUGUAAAUUUAAACGCUGC